ACAUAUCCCUGCGGGCUGCGGAUACGAGGGCUUACAGUUGCAGCCACGUUCUUCCCCUAUCCAAACCUCACCGGAAAACACACUCGCUUUCCAUGGCGGCAUCUCUCUCAUCUAUCUCCGCCCUUCGCAUCAAACUUCAUAGACAUUCCUUCAAUCCCAGGAUUAUUUCCUCCUCCGCGUCUUCAAACCCCCAACAAUUCUUCAUUAUUUCACCCCGUCUACCCCCAAAACGCCGUUUCAUUAGGCCUUUCUCCCUCAAGUUAUCAAGAAGUUUCUCAAUUAACUCCAUAUUCAAUGAUGAUAAGAAGAACAGUAACCCAAGCUUUCACCAUUUUCUCGCCCAAGCUCAAGCCACUGCUCUCACUGCUUCCGAUGCUACUGAAACCGAUGAUGUUCCAUCCUCUGAAGUCCUUCCAAGAGGUCGCAUCUAUCAGGAAACCUACGGAUGCCAAAUGAACGUCAACGACAUGGAAAUCGUCUUAUCCGUGAUGAAAAAAGCCGGAUACGAUGAAAUUGUAAACGAACCUGAAAGUGCAGAGAUCAUCUUCAUCAACACUUGUGCUAUCAGAGAUAACGCAGAACAAAGAGUAUGGCAAAGACUCAACUACUUCUGGUUCUUAAAACGCCAUUGGAAAAGCAAUGUAGCCACAGGUCGCUCACAUUCUCUACACCCCCCAAAAGUAGUAGUCCUCGGAUGCAUGGCAGAAAGGUUAAAAGACAAGAUUCUAGAUUCAGACAAAAUGGUUGAUGUUGUUUGUGGACCAGAUGCUUACAGAGACUUACCACGUUUACUAGAAGAAGUUGAAAAUGGUCAAAAAGGUAUCAACACUCUUCUCUCUUUAGAAGAAACCUAUGCUGACAUCAGCCCUGUUCGAAUCUCCAAAGACUCCAUCUCUGCUUUUGUUUCUGUAAUGAGAGGUUGCAACAACAUGUGUUCUUUCUGCAUCGUGCCAUUUACAAGAGGUAGAGAAAGGUCAAGACCUGUUGAAUCCAUAGUCAAAGAAGUUGCAGAGCUUCAAAAGGAAGGAGUGAAAGAGGUGACACUUCUUGGUCAAAAUGUCAACAGUUACAACGAUGAAAGUGAUGAAGAAGAGAUUGAACAAGGGGGAAAUUGGAAAUUAAGUGAUGGAUUUUCAAGUAAGUGUAAGGUGAAGAAAGUAGGGUUGAGAUUUGCUGAUCUUUUAGAUAGGCUUUCAAUGGAGUUUCCUGAGAUGAGGUUUAGGUACACUUCACCACACCCUAAAGAUUUUCCAGAUGAAUUGUUAUAUAUAAUGAGGGAUAGACAUAAUAUUUGUAAAAAUAUUCAUCUUCCUGCUCAAUCUGGGAAUAGUAAUAUGCUUGAAAGAAUGAGAAGAGGGUAUACAAGAGAAGCUUACUUAGAACUUGUGCACAAAAUAAGGAGUAUAAUUCCUGAUGUUGGGUUGACAAGUGAUUUCAUAUGUGGGUUCUGUGAUGAGACAGAGGAAGAACACAAUGACACUUUAACUCUAGUUAAGUCCGUGGGUUAUGACAUGGCAUACAUGUUUGCAUAUAGCAUGAGAGAGAAAACUCAUGCACAUAGAAAUUAUUCCGAUAAUGUCCCUGAAGAAAUCAAACAGAAAAGACUCACACAACUCAUUGAAGCUUUUCGUGAAAGCACAGGUCAAUGUUUUGACUCCCAAAUUGGUAGUAUUCAACUUGUCUUAGUUGAAGGACCAAAUAAAAGAGCUCCUGAAACAGAGCUUAUUGGGAAAAGUGAUAGGGGCCAUAGGGUAAUUUUUGCAAACUUGGAGGUCCCGGAUUGGGUGGAAUGUCGUGGUGAUAGGAAUCCUAGAGUUGGGGAUUUUGUAAAAGUUAGGGUUUUGAAAUCUUCAAGGGCGUCUUUGUUUGGGGUUGCGAUUGGGAUUACUACAAUGAGUGAGUUUUAUAAUGUGGGACAACAAGAAGGUGUUGUGUGUGGAAAAAGUAGUUGAAAUUUGUGUUACUUUUAAUCUUUUUUUAUUUAUUUAGAGACAAAGUAUAAAUAUGUAAGAAAUUAUAUGAACAUGCUUUCUUAUUUUGGUUAAAGAGGUGCAUGUUUUCUUAAAGUAA
Molecule: messenger RNA, 2070 nt
Organism: Lactuca sativa (garden lettuce)
Lineage: Eukaryota; Viridiplantae; Streptophyta; Magnoliopsida; Asterales; Asteraceae
Product: Methylthiotransferase
Biological process (GO): negative regulation of cyclin-dependent protein serine/threonine kinase activity; tRNA modification
Cellular component (GO): cytosol; mitochondrion
Molecular function (GO): tRNA-2-methylthio-N(6)-dimethylallyladenosine(37) synthase activity; 4 iron, 4 sulfur cluster binding
Source: RefSeq, a predicted model, not a curated record